AUGGCGGAGGAGGGAUCGGCGCUGGGGUUGGCUGGGGGUUUGCUCAAGGCUGCGGCCUUUGCUGGUCGAGCGCAUGGAAAGCAGACACGGAAAGGGGAUGGAACGCCCUAUGUCAACCACCCUAUUCAGGUGGCCGAGUUUUUGACCGAGAUUGCCGGCAUCACCGACUUGGCCAUUCUGCAAGCCGCUCUUCUGCAUGACGUCGUCGAGGAUACCAGUGUGACCUUGGCUGACAUUCGUGCUGCCUUCGGUGAUCAAGUGGCCGGCUAUGUUCAAGAGGUCUCGGACGACAAGAGCUGUACUCGUCAUGAACGCAAGGCAGCUGAGAUUGAACAUGCUCGCACGGCCUCUCGUGGUGCCAAACUCAUCAAGUUGGCAGACAAGCUCCAUAACCUGCGCUCCGUGCAAGGCACGCCGCCCGCCAGCUGGGAUCAACACCGCGCCCAUGCCUACUUUGGCUUUGCUUCGGAAAUCCUCGAGGCGUGUCGUGGCACCAACGCUGCACUUGAGGCCGCCUUUGAGCAUGAGUUGUCCCAGGAUAUCUCGGUGCAAGGAUCCGCCCCGAGCCCCGGGCUCCGCUCCGACUACGUGGCUGGUGAUUGGCGCAAACAUACGCCAGACGCUUGA
This is a messenger RNA of Monosiga brevicollis MX1, 627 nucleotides long. RefSeq lists its product as uncharacterized. NCBI's taxonomy places the organism in Eukaryota, Choanoflagellata, Craspedida, Salpingoecidae. The transcript has 3 exons. The record is from RefSeq and is a predicted model, not a curated record. Gene Ontology annotation, molecular function: guanosine-3',5'-bis(diphosphate) 3'-diphosphatase activity. The coding region runs from base 1 to 627 and encodes 208 amino acids.